AUCUGUAAUAUAACUUAUACCCACUAUGGACAUAAAUCUUUUAAUAACGAACGAAAUUGAGGAUCUACCAAAGCGUUAUGCUAGCGUAUACUCCAGUCAAGGUCUACACGGUGCAUCUGAAUUCGUCGACAGUUUAAACGAUCUGAUCACGAUAGCCAGUCUAUCUAACCAAGCUGGUACUCUGACGCCGACUACAAAGGCAAGAAUAAAAGAGAGUCUGGUGGAAUGCUUGAAUUUGGAUAUACCGCUCUUACAAAUAGAGAGGUGCUGGGAUACUGCUGUUAAUAACAAUAUCAUUUCUUGAUUUUCUCUUUUUGCUCUUGUACACACACCAUGACCUCUG
Messenger RNA from Wallemia mellicola CBS 633.66, 343 nucleotides. RefSeq lists its product as hypothetical. The transcript has 2 exons. NCBI's taxonomy places the organism in Eukaryota, Fungi, Basidiomycota, Wallemiomycetes, Wallemiales, Wallemiaceae. The record is from RefSeq and is a predicted model, not a curated record. The coding region runs from base 26 to 304 and encodes 92 amino acids.